GGGAUGAUCUCAGUUAUUGUCCUGCUGAUGCCUUCUGUGGGUGUACUGCUGAUUCCAGUGGCAGUUGUGUACUACAAGAUACAGUGCAUCUACCGUCAAGCGUCUAGGGAGGUUAAGCGCCUGGAGACAAUGACACGCUCACCCAUAUACACUGAGUUCAGUGACGCGGUGGAUGGGGCUGAUACUAUACGCGUAAUGCGGCUGUCAGAGCUGUCAAUGACCAGACAAGCCGCAAAGAUCACGCGCAACCAACGGGCCGCGUAUGUUGGUAUGUCUCUGUUGGUGUGUGGGAGUGGUAUGUCUCUGUUGGUGUGUGGGAGUAGUAUGUCUCUGUAG
Sphaeroforma arctica JP610 is the source of this 336-nucleotide messenger RNA. RefSeq lists its product as hypothetical. Gene Ontology annotation, molecular function: ABC-type transporter activity; ATP binding. The record is from RefSeq and is a predicted model, not a curated record. Gene Ontology annotation, biological process: transmembrane transport. Gene Ontology annotation, cellular component: membrane. The annotation marks the transcript as partial. The transcript is spliced from 2 exons. NCBI's taxonomy places the organism in Eukaryota, Ichthyosporea, Ichthyophonida.